CCCGACGACGCCCGGCGGCCGCCCUGCAGGAGAAUUGCAUUGCUGGGCACAUAGACCUGUAAUCCUCGCUUCUCAGGAGCCUGAGUUCUGAAGAUUGCAGCUCGAAGCCAGCCUGGGCAGAAAAGUCGCACGCCCGAAGACAGACGCCAUGCCGGGGUCUCUAAUGCCCCUGUCUUCCAUGCUGCUGCUGCUGUUGCUGGGGUGUGGACCACGGGGGUCUGCUGGUGGCGGGGCUGGUGGGGCAGCAGGCUACGCCCCAGUGAAGUACGUGCAGCCCAUGCAGAAGGGGCCCGUGGGACCGCCCUUCCGUGAGGGCAAGGGCCAGUACCUGGAAAUGCCUCUACCACUGUUGCCGAUGGACUUGAAAGGAGAGCCUGGCCCCCCUGGGAAGCCUGGGCCCCGGGGGCCCCCUGGUCCUCCUGGCUUCCCUGGAAAGCCUGGCACUGGAAAGCCAGGGCUCCAUGGGCAGCCUGGCCCUGCUGGUCCCCCUGGCUUCUCCCGGAUGGGCAAGUCUGGUGCUCCAGGACUCCCAGGCAAGGUUGGACCACCAGGGCAGCCUGGGCUUCGGGGGGAGCCAGGGAUAAGAGGAGAUCAGGGUCUCCGGGGGCCCCCAGGGCCCCCUGGCCUGCCUGGCCCCUCAGGCAUGACUGUCCCAGGAAAACCAGGUGCCCAAGGGGUGCCAGGUCCCCCAGGAUUUCAGGGAGAGCCAGGACCUCAGGGGGAGCCUGGACCCCCAGGAGAUAGAGGCCUUAAAGGGGAUAAUGGAGUAGGUCAGCCAGGGCUUCCUGGAGCCCCUGGGCAAGGGGGUGCCCCUGGGCCCCCUGGCCUCCCUGGUCCAGCUGGCUUGGGCAAACCGGGCUUGGAUGGACUCCCUGGAGCCCCUGGAGACAAGGGAGAGUCUGGGAUUCCUGGGGUUCCAGGCCCUAGGGGGGAGCCAGGCGCUGUGGGUCCAAAAGGCCCCCCUGGGGUAGAUGGUAUGGGGGUGCCAGGGGCUGCAGGGGUGCCAGGGCCACAGGGCCCAACUGGGGCCAAAGGGGAGCCAGGGAUUCGGGGCCCUCCUGGCCUGAUAGGUCCUACCGGUUAUGGUAUGCCAGGAUUGCCAGGUCCCAAGGGGGACAGAGGCCCCACGGGGGUUCCAGGGCUCUUAGGGGACAGGGGUGAGCCAGGGGAAGAUGGAGAGCCAGGGGAGCAGGGCCCACAGGGCCUCGGGGGUCCCCCUGGACUUCCCGGGUCUGCAGGGCUCCCUGGUAGACGUGGGCCUCCAGGGCCCAAGGGCGAUGCAGGGCCUGGAGGACCCCCAGGAGUACCUGGCAUUCGGGGUGACCAAGGGCCCAGUGGUCUGGCUGGGAAACCUGGGCUUCCAGGUGAGAGGGGACUUCCUGGGGCCCAUGGGCCUCCCGGGCCAACCGGGCCCAAAGGUGAGCCAGGGUUCACAGGCCGCCCCGGAGGACCAGGGGUGGCAGGAGCCCUAGGACAGAAAGGCGACCUGGGGCUCCCUGGGCAGCCUGGCCUGAGGGGCCCCUCAGGAAUCCCAGGACUCCAGGGCCCAACUGGUCCUAUCGGGCCCCAGGGUCUUCCGGGCCUGAAGGGUGAGCCAGGCCUGCCGGGGGCCCCCGGAGAGGGGAAAGUGGGGGAACCUGGCACUGCUGGUCCCACAGGCCCUCCUGGCGUCCCAGGUACCCCAGGACUCACAGGCCCUCCUGGGCCUCCUGGGCCUCCAGGCCCUCCCGGAGCCCCAGGGGCCUUGGAUGAGACUGGCAUCGCAGGCUUGCACCUGCCCAAUGGCGGGGUAGAGGGCGCUGUGCUGGGCAAGGGGUACAAGCCCCAGUUUGGGCUGGGUGAGCUGUCGGCCCACAGCACCCCAGCCUUCACUGCCGUGCUCACAUCUCCCUUCCCCGCUUCCGGCAUGCCAGUGAAGUUUGACCGGACUCUCUACAACGGCCACAGCGGCUACAACCCGGCCACUGGCAUCUUCACUUGCCCGGUGGGCGGCGUCUACUACUUUGCUUACCAUGUGCAUGUCAAGGGCACCAACGUGUGGGUGGCUCUCUACAAGAACAACGUGCCCGCCACCUACACCUACGACGAAUACAAGAAGGGCUACCUGGACCAGGCAUCUGGCGGGGCCGUGCUCCAGCUGCAGCCUAACGACCAAGUCUGGGUGCAGAUGCCCUCGGACCAGGCCAAUGGCCUCUACUCCACCAAGUACAUCCACUCUUCCUUUUCGGGAUUCUUGCUCUGCCCCACAUAACCCGUGGGGGCCCUGCUGUCCUGGCCUCCUCCUCUUUAGUGGCAGAGCAACCUUUCAGUUACAAAGACCUCCAUGUAAAGAGAACAGCCAAAGGCUGAACAGAGGUGGCCAUGGCCUUGGUUGGAGGAGACUGACUUGCUUCCCACGCGCAGGCCGUGAGCUUUACCAGAAGGGAUUGGCCUGAGUUCUUCUCUCCCAGAUGUCUGCAGUAAGGGGUUGCACCCCUGUUCCUGCCCUGCCUGGUCUGCGACAGGGCCCAGGCACUCAGCCCAGUCCCUAUAUAUGUCCUGGCUGCUGCAGGGUCCCCCGAUGAAGCCAGAGGGGUCUGAGCUCCCCAACCAUUCCCCAAGGGAAACAGCCCUUCCUGCUGGGUCCUGGCUGGUACCUACUCAAGGAAUGGGGAUACUUGCUCAAGGAAUGGGGUAUGGGCUCCCUCACAGUCAGCCCUGUGUGAGUGAGGUUGGGGCUCUUCUGGCUCCACAGGAACCCCUGUAUAUGACAGUUGGGAAAAGAAGGCAAUGGAGUUGUGGAUACCCUGCCACUAAUGCCACCCCCAGGUGGUGCUGUGACAUCAUCACACCUAUCCUGGCUGGGACAGUUUUGUGACCCUUUGCAGGGGGGAAGGCAUUAGCUAUAGACAUGGGGGGGGGGGGAAGUGGUCUGGAAGUGGCAGGGGCAUUGGUCUGGGAGCAGGAUAGUAGCUCUUCCUCCAUCUCCUUUCCCCUCCCCUCCCCCAUCCCUGUGCUGGCCCUGUUUAGUAUGAGGGCAGUGAGCAGGCCCCACGGGCCUUCCAUGUGCUGGGAAGAUCAUACUGAAGUAUCUGUACCGAUCAUGGCACAGGGCAGGAUGGAUGAUCAGCAGACUCUUGUCAGAAUACUCUUCCCUUUAUUCUACUGGACUGGGCUUCUCAUAGCAAAUUAUUAAGGGAUCCUUGCCACCUCCAGCCAGCGUACCCAAGGCAGAGCCUCUCAUCUGGCUCUCUGAACAGGGGACAUAUGAGCUCAAGGAUGAAAGCUGAAAAAGAACCACAGGAUGGGUUGUGUCUACCAGAGGGAUAAUUGGGAAGAGACUCCUCUCCCUCCACCCUCUGCUUCUAAUUUCCUGUUGUAACCAGGUUAGGGCCCAGGAGGCAAAGGCCCUGGAAGGCAGCCACCAGGCGGAACUGGAAUGUUCCUGCCAUCCUCCCCCAUCACAGCACCUCUGCUGGAGGCUGGCUGGCUGAGGCGAUGCGACAGUGGAUAUCCUGGCCGUACACAGAUGGCCUUUGCUUGGUGCUCACAGCCUCCUCCAAGCCUGCCCACAUCCCCGUACCCAGUGUGAGCCUGGGUCACUUAGGAAUUGAUCCUGUUGCACUGUUCCAAUUCAGGCCCAUGCAAUGUCCAUGUGGGCGGAGGAUGGCUGACUUCUGACUCCCUAAGCUGUGGUUCCUCAGGUUGUGUGCCAACCCCUCCCCUCUCCCAACUUUUCCAACGAUUCCUAAAGAGAGAGAAGCAAUCCUAGAUCUGCCCAAGUGACUUCUUUUUUGGGGGGGGGGGGAGGAAUGGUUUUGGCUGGGGCUCAUGGUACAUUUCUUCCUAACACCCUAGAGAAUCAAGGAGUUAAUCUUCUUCCCUGGGUCAGAAACCACUCAUUUGUUGUGUUAGGGAGCAGUUCUGAUGGGUAGAAAUCAAUCAGCUCGCAAUGGGCUUCCCAGGGAGCAAGCAGAGCACCGGGGAGGCAAAAACAAGGGCUUCAAAGCCAGCUCCUGUGGGACUCCUCAGGCCCUUAGGGAAGGUGGCAGGCAUUUUUGAAAUGUUUAUGGGAUUUGAGUUGCAGGUGUCCUCUGAAUAGCUUUGGUAAACAAUGUCAGGUUUUAACUAUGAAAACUACAUUACCUUGUGCAUUUUUAAUAUUCUCAUUCUCAUUUUUUUAAAACAAAGAUUAAGGUUUAAGUGUUCUCCACUAGUUAUUUCAUUUCCAAUCUGGUAUAGGAAUUUAGUUCUCUAUUUAUCCGUACCCUGUGUCAGUGAUUCAGAAAACUGCAACAGGGAGCCAAAGACAGAACUUCUUUUUGAAAAGAAAAAUUACACUAUUGACUGUGUUGACAUGACCUCAAUAAAAUCUGUUGUAUAAAA
Messenger RNA from Perognathus longimembris pacificus (Pacific pocket mouse), 4365 nucleotides. It is a transcript of the gene Col8a2, whose product is annotated as collagen type VIII alpha 2 chain. Gene Ontology annotation, molecular function: protein binding. The transcript is spliced from 4 exons. NCBI's taxonomy places the organism in Eukaryota, Metazoa, Chordata, Mammalia, Rodentia, Heteromyidae. The record is from RefSeq and is a predicted model, not a curated record. Bases 149 to 2251 code for a protein of 700 amino acids.